GCGACGACGCGUUAACGUCAUCACGCACGGUGUCUGCCUGCACGGACCCAAGAUGGCGUUUACUUUCGCGGCCUUUUGUUACAUGUUGGCGCUGCUUCUCACUGCCGCACUCAUAUUUUUCGCUAUUUGGCAUAUUAUAGCAUUUGAUGAAUUGAAGACUGACUACAAGAAUCCUAUAGACCAAUGUAAUACACUCAAUCCUCUGGUACUUCCUGAGUAUCUCAUCCAUGCCUUCUUCUGUGUCAUGUUCCUGUGUGCAGCAGAGUGGCUUACACUGGGUGUCAAUAUGCCACUGCUGGGCUACCAUGUCUGGAGGUACAUGACUAGACCAAUAAUGAGCGUUCCAGGUCUCUAUGAUCCUACUACUAUUAUGAAUGCAGAUAUACUAGCAUAUUGUCAGAAGGAAGGGUGGUGCAAACUAGCAUUUUACCUGUUGUCUUUUUUUUACUAUCUAUAUGGAAUGAUCUAUGUGCUGGUGAGUUCUUAAAUAACAUUUGUGAGAUCCACUGAAAUUGUUUACUCCAUGCAAGAAACAGAAGGAUAAUGGUUUUUCAAGAACUUGGGGCUCAUCUGCAGAACAUGUAGUUCACCAGAUAUGAAUGGCUUAUAUAUAUACAGAUUAAAUGCUUUUCCUUACUUUUCAUGGACAUUUUGGCCCCAGGGUUUUUUUUAUGUUUUCUGCCUGUAGAAAAAAUGAUUUCUGCAGUUUGCCUUGAUCCAAAACUCAAGAACUAAGUUUGUUCUUUACGUAUGAAAUCACUAAUCACAGAUUAUGUUUUAAAUGUAACAUUGAAUCGCACUCCUGUUUGCUAUUUACAGGUAUAUUAUGUAAAAAAAAAAAUUAUGUAACUUGGCUCAAAUAUAGUGUCCAGUUUAAAAAUAAAAGACCAGAGAAAUCUGGAUGUAGUUUGGACCCCUAAAACUCAAUGGAUAUUAUUUACACUUUUAGUAAAUUGAACAUUUAUAGUCUCUUUUGGAUUGUGCAAACAGAAUUUAUUUUAAAAGUUUAUUGUAUCCACAGGAAAAUGAUGGAAAUAACUAUGAUAGUCAAUCUUUACAGAGUAUACAAACUAAAGUUCUUUUUACACAAAUGGGUCCCUUUCCCAUGCAAAGUAACAUUUAUUUAAAAAUAAAUUUUUUUGUUUUUGUUAAACAUUUGUCUGAAAAUACUUUUAGCUCUAGUAAUGGUGCCGAAGUUCUCCAUGUUGAUUUGACUUACAUAUUUAUAUAGUUUUUAACUCACUACACAACAUAUUUAGUUAUUUCGAGCCUCAGUAUAGCAAUUGUUUUAAUUAUGUUUGAGGUUCAAACAACACUCUUUUUAUCAUAAUAGCUCAUGUUAAUUUGUUCACUGAUGUCACUGGAUGUGGUGUGCAACAGCUAUGUUUAUUUUUCUGCACAAAAUCCUGCAAAUAAAAGGCUUGGAAAUUAAUUAAUGAAUGUUAAAAAUGUGUGCUGAAAAAUACAACAUUUUAUGUUUAGGUGAACCAUGGGAAAUGUUCAAUAACAAAAUGAUAAUAUAGAAGGGCUUGGAUUGUGUUUGGUACUACAUUAGAAAUAUCCCUGUUAGCAAAUUGAGACUGCUGUUUAAGAAUGGACUACAUAACAUUUUAAUGAAAAGGUACAACUGUAAAUGAACAAAACUGAUUAAAGACUUUACCAACCA
Molecule: messenger RNA, 1666 nt
Organism: Rhincodon typus (whale shark)
Lineage: Eukaryota; Metazoa; Chordata; Chondrichthyes; Orectolobiformes; Rhincodontidae
Gene: cnih1
Product: cornichon family AMPA receptor auxiliary protein 1
Exons: 5
Coding region: 53-487 (144 amino acids)
Biological process (GO): vesicle-mediated transport
Source: RefSeq, a predicted model, not a curated record